Alosa sapidissima (American shad) is the source of this 2218-nucleotide messenger RNA. It is a transcript of the gene cdc23, whose product is annotated as CDC23 (cell division cycle 23, yeast, homolog). The record is from RefSeq and is a predicted model, not a curated record. Gene Ontology annotation, molecular function: protein binding. The coding region runs from base 27 to 1763 and encodes 578 amino acids. Gene Ontology annotation, cellular component: anaphase-promoting complex. NCBI's taxonomy places the organism in Eukaryota, Metazoa, Chordata, Actinopteri, Clupeiformes, Clupeidae. The transcript has 16 exons. Gene Ontology annotation, biological process: cell division.
UUGACGUCUAUGGAGGGUUAUGAAAAAUGGCGGCGCUCAGUACUGAGUUUGGCGAUUUGGUGCAAAUUAAAAAGCAGCUAAUUUCUAUAAUAUCACAAUGUAGAGAGAGGGGGCUCGUGCAUAGUAUGAAAUGGGCUUCAGAGCUGGUCUUUGCUUUGGACCCUCUCCCAGUAAACGAACACCCACCACCCCCUGAACUUACCGAGGACGACGCGCAGGAUUUCGACGCUCUCUGUCUGGCAAAAUCAUAUUUUGAUCUGAAAGAGUAUGACCGCGCUGCGUAUUUCCUUCGGGGCUGCCGCAGUAAAAAAGCAUACUUCCUGUACAUGUAUUCCCGCUACCUGUCUGGAGAGAAGAAGAAGGAUGACGAGACUGUGGACAGCCUUGGGCCCCUGGAGAAGGGUCAGGUGCGGAAUGAGGCUCUCAGGGAGCUGAGAGUGGAACUGAGCAAGAAGCACAGUGCUGGUGAGCUGGAUGGAUUUGCCUUAUACCUUUAUGGGGUGGUGCUACGCAAGCUGGAUCUGCUGAAGGAAGCGGUGGAUAUCUUUGUGGCGGCUACACACGCCCUGCCUUUACACUGGGGCGCCUGGCUGGAGCUCUGCAAUCUGGUCACCAACAUUGAGAUGCUGAAGUCCUUGUCUUUACCUGACUGCUGGGUGCGUGACUUCUUCCUGGCUCACAUGUACACAGAGCUGCAGAUGAUCACCGAGGCCCUGCAGAAAUACCAGAGUCUCAUCGAGGCUGGCUUCUCCAAGAGCACCUACAUCAUCUCACAGAUUGCAGUCGCCUACCACAACAUCAGAGAUAUCGAUCAGGCUCUAGCUCUGUUCAAUGAGCUUCGGGAGCAGGACCCGUUCCGUAUCGAGAACAUGGACACCUUCUCCAACCUGCUCUAUGUCAGGAGUAUGAAGCCAGAGCUCAGCUAUUUGGCCCACAAUCUGGUGGAGAUUGACAAGUACAGGGUGGAGACUUGCUGUGUGAUCGGUAACUACUACAGCUUGCGCUCCCAGCAUGAGAAGGCCGCCCUGUACUUCCAGCGCGCGCUCAAGCUGAACCCACGCUGCCUCGGCGCCUGGACCCUUAUGGGCCACGAGUACAUGGAGAUGAAGAACACCUCCGCCGCCAUUCAGGCCUACAGACAUGCAAUAGAGGUUAAUAAGCGAGACUAUCGAGCCUGGUACGGACUUGGUCAGACCUACGAGAUCCUCAAGAUGCCUUUCUACUCCCUUUACUACUACCGCAAAGCCCACCACCUCAGACCGAAUGAUUCCCGUAUGCUGGUUGCCCUUGGUGAAUGUUACGAGAAACUCAACCAACAUGUUGAAGCCAAGAAGUGUUACUGGAGGGCGUACUCAGUGGGAGAUGUGGAACGGAUGGCUCUACUCAAACUGGCCAAACUGCACGAACAGCUUCAUGAAUCGGACGACGCAGCACAAUACUAUAUCAUCUAUAUACAAGACAUUUUCUCCUGUGGGGAACAACUGGAGCAUGCUGAGGUGAGCACAGCUCUCCGGUAUCUCGGCCAGUACUACUUCAAGAACCGGAUGUAUGAUGAGGCCUCAUUCUGUGCACAGCGCUGCUGUGACUACAAUGAUGCUCGUGAGGAGGGGAAGGCUCUGCUGCGGCAGAUAGCGGCGGUGCGGGAGCAAGGAGAGACGUCUCCUCCCGAGAUGUCCUUGCCUGGUGUCUUCACCCCGCUGUCCAACAACGCCACACCCAUCAGGAGAGUGUCCCCACUGGACCUGUCUUCGGUUACACCCUAACACACACACAACCAUGCUGUCCAACAACGCUACACCCAUAAGGAAUGUAUCCCCGCUGGACCGGUCUUGUCACUCAAGUGUGGACAGACAACAGACAUAUUGGGAUUGUCCUUACCAGACCUGCACACACAGGUUUAUAUGGACUCUCCCUGUUAGACCUACACACACACACACACACACACAUCCACCAAUCCCAAGAAGUCAACCUUUCAACACUGGACUCGUCUCCCAUCAUGGCAUGGCUUGUGUCCAUCAAACAGGUGUGAAUACACACCACACGCUGUGGUCCUUUCCUCCUCAUACCCACAAUCCCCUUCUGCAGACUCUGUUGUUUAUUAAUUAUUAAUGUUUUAUAUUACUCUCCAUUUCUAUAACAGACACCACUUUGUAAAUAUUUACGGAUUUCUGAGGGAAUGGCUUGCUUGAUCCACUGUCAAAAUUAAACUUUUUUUUUU